AUCUGUGACAGCAUGGCCUUUUCACUUGCCUGUCCACUUGCAGUUAUAUCUCCCACCUUCACAUUAGCACCCACCCCAGCACCACACAUUUAAUAAUAAUAAACAUGUCACAGACACCGAAGCAGCGAAAAGCAAAUGAGAAGUACGCAAAGAACGAGGCUGCAAAACGAGGGAAGGGCCAGGUACCAGUCAAGCAAAAACAAAGUGCAAAGUCUUCUUUGCCCACUGGCUGGCUAGCUGUUCUCGUCUUCGUUAUAUGUGGUGGGCUUGCAUUCGAACUUUUAGGUGUCAUUCCAAAGCUAUGGUCGGCAACGUUUGGUCGGUUCAUGGACUAGUGUUUCGUCGGUUAACAACAUCUAUGCGGGAAUGGCAUAUCGCCAUAUGAAAUGUUGGGAUUGUUUAUCGGUAUCCAGCAUGCAUCCUGCUGAGUGGUUCUCAUACUGCCAUGUA
Messenger RNA from Aspergillus glaucus CBS 516.65, 450 nucleotides. RefSeq names its product RAMP4 family protein. NCBI's taxonomy places the organism in Eukaryota, Fungi, Ascomycota, Eurotiomycetes, Eurotiales, Aspergillaceae. The record is from RefSeq and is a predicted model, not a curated record. Gene Ontology annotation, cellular component: endoplasmic reticulum. Bases 105 to 335 code for a protein of 76 amino acids. The transcript is spliced from 4 exons.